AUGGCCUUACGGGACACAGCAGGAGUCCCUCCCCUACUCCAAGGCUAUAGCAUCGUCGAAUGGCCUGACCUUACCUGCGACCGACAUCCUUCGCCGACACCAUACACCAGCACGCAACCGUUGUCAUCUUUCAAUGUUCAGUCCCGAGGAAGCCUGCUUCUUGCAGCCAUAUCCCGAAUGCUGGGUGCUUAUUGUGGCGCCUCUGACAUUCUGUUGGCUGUCCAAGUACCGAACAAACGCGACUACGUCUUCGUCCGUGUAAACUGGUCUGACAACGAGACCUGGCAAGAGGUCGCCGCCCGGACUGCAUCCCAGACUCGCAAAACGAAGAGCAAGCUUUUGGUGGGCGACAUUCGGCGUGCAUUCGAACUUCCGGAUAAGCAAAAUCCUUGCCCAGUUUUAGUGCGAUUCACACCCUCGGAAGAACCGAGUUACUUUUCCGACUUCCCGGCAGUAUUCAUCUUCGACGCGAAGAAGUCCAGUUUGACGCUAUCAGCACCGAAAAGUCUCCUACACCCCUCUAUCAACGACCAACUUUUGUCCCAAAUUAUCUCCCUUUAUCAUCAUGCGGGGGCCAACCCAAAGACACCGGUCUCUUCCAAUCCGACUUUCCCAUCGCACUUGACGUCAGUUUACGACCGACUCCCAGAGGAAGACAUUUCAAAUGCAUAUCCGCAUAUCCCGCUCGUCAAAUUUGCCACAGAGUAUCUUGAACGACGCGCGAAAACGAACCCGCACGACAUCGCUGUGCGAUGGUUUCCCGAACUUUCAAUUGACGAUUCAAAUCUCCCUUCUGAGACUUCGACGUAUGAAGAGCUUGACCGGAAGGCGUCUCAGCUUGGGCGAUGGCUAGUGACACGCGGGCUUGCUCCAGAAGAUCGUGUGGCUGUCUGUCUAAGUCGCGACCUUAUCUUCCACGCAGCCUUCUUUGGCAUCAUGCGUGCAGGUGGUUGUUAUGUUCCUAUCGACCCCGAGCUUCCAGAUGAGAGGAAAGCUUAUAUUGCGCGGGACUCUGGAGCCAAAUUUGUCCUUACUACUUCGGAAUUAUCCUCCCAAGAUUUGUUCGGCUCGAGCACUAUCUACGUCGAUGAACCUGAAGUCGCUAAUGCCAUUGAUGAACAAGACGGCGGUACCUUUAACAUUGCCACACCAGAAGGCCUCGGGUACAUGUUGUAUACCUCAGGUACCACCGGGAACCCCAAGGGCUGUCUCCUUACGAAUCACGGUCUUGCUCAAGCCAUUAUCGCAUUGAGCAGCACAGCGGCGGACGUUCGGAUGAAAGAUAUCAGAGAAGGGCGUUAUCUGGCAGUUGCUUCCAUUGCCUUCGAUGUGCACCUUGCCGAAACCAUUGUUCCGAUGGCUCUGGGCAUGCCGUUACUGAGCGCUCCUCGAUCCCAAUUGCUCGAGAAUCUCCCGCAAUACGUCAAGUUGCUCGGGAUCACCCACUUAGGGAUUGUCCCAAGCUUGAUCGAGGCAACGUUGAACGCUUCCAAAGACAACGAAGGGGGACUGGCUUUGCGGUACAUUGCCAGUGGAGGUGAAAAAAUGAGCGACUCAAUCCUCGACAAGUGGGCGAACCAUCCUCAAGUCCGUCUCGCCAACUUCUAUGGCCCCAGUGAGGUCACCAUCGGCUGUUGUGCCCGGUACAUGGACUCGAACACUCCGCGCGCCAACAUAGGCAGACCUCUUGCCAAUGUAUCAGGAUAUGUUGUUGACGCCGACCUCAACAUCCUUCCUCGUGGAGGCGUUGGAGAGUUGGUAGUGGAAGGACCGUUAGUUGGCCGAGGGUACCAUGGGCGACCGGACUUGACGGAGAAGGUAUUUUUGGAAUGGCCAGAGAAAGGCCGUUGGGCCUAUCGCACGGGCGAUUUAGUUCGCAUGAUGCCCGACUCAACCCUUGAAAUCCUGGGACGCAUCGACACCCAGAUCAAGGUUCGCGGCGUUCGCAUCGAAUCAGAAGGAAUUUCUGCCAUUGUGCGCAAAGCGGAAGUACCGUCUGCAGACAUGGUUCUCGACGCCACGACUGUCCUUGCAAAGCAUCCGGCGCUAGGAAGUGAGCAACUGGUGUCCUUUGUUACCUGGGAUUCGACCGUCCCAGUGUCCACUCGGAAAUCGUUGCGACCCAGUCUCUCUAUUCCACCACGGGGCUUUCUCAAGUCCAUUCGGUCGAUUUGUAAUAAGGAGCUUGCAAGUUACAUGCGACCCAACCACGUCAUUCCAUUGAACUGGCUGCCCCUCAGCUCCAACGGCAAAACGGACACAAAAAUCUUGGUGGAGCUCUUCAAGAACCUCGACAUCGCCCAGCUGGCUUCACUCAUCUCCUCAGAAGACGAUGUAUCAGUAUCGAGGGAUUGCACGCCCCUUGAGGCCGAGGUUUUCGAGAUCGUCCAACGCCACGCUCCUUCUUAUGCCCAGCGUCCUCACCCAGAGCUCAACAUCUUCGAGUGCGGGCUUGAUUCGAUGGGAGUCAUCAGAUUUGCAGCAGAUCUCAAGUUGACCUUCGGCAAGGCGAUUCCAGCGACAGAGAUCAUGAAGAAGCCGGCCUUGCAGGAUAUUGCGCAACUAGUGCAUGUCUCUACCAUGAACCACUCGUUGGUCGGUACUCCUCUCCCAACUAUUGACGCGGCGACACACAAGCAUCUAUCAUCAAUAUAUUCCAAUGACAUCGAGGACAUCCUUCCACCGUUCCCAGUUCAAGAAGGAGUGUUGGCCCGUUCGGUCGAGGACACAAGCCUAUAUGUGCAACACGUUAUCCUCCAUCUGGACUCUGGGACAUCCAUGUCGCAACUGCAAAGGUCUUGGGAAUCGGUUAUCGCUGCCCAUCCUAUCCUCAGGACUGUAUUCUACGUUGAUCGCUCCGUCUGGCAGGUCGUUUUCAAAUCUUUCAAUCUUCCCAACUCUUGGUCGGAUCGAAGUUUGUCCGUGAAAACCGUGGAAGAGUUCAGAGCGCGCUUCUAUUCCCGUUUCGCUGGUGAAAUUACCAAGGACAUAAACCGAAACCUUUCCUCGAUCCCACCUUUCCGACUUGCUUAUUUCAGGUGCACCGGCUUCAAUGUCCUCGUGUUGUCUAUCCAUCAUGCCUUGUACGAUGGAACCUCCCUUCCGGUUCUACUGAGAGACGUCGAGAACAGCUACCUUGGCCUGGAACGUGUUCAGAAGGCCUCCCUGCGCGCUAUAUUGGCGGAGAUCUCCAAACAUGACCUCGCACUGGCACAGCAAUUCUGGAGAGAUUCUUUCCGCGAGUUCGAGUGGCCUCGCCCCGCUUUCAGGCAGGGCUCGAACGCCUUGGCCUCUUCCGUCAAAUAUCUAUCCGUUCAUUUCACUCAAAAGCUCUCCGUCAUCAGAGAGGUCGCCAACAAAAAACAAGUCACUCUUCAAGCCCUUCUGUCGUUCACCUUCGCCUAUUUGAUCGGGUCGCGUCUUUACGACUCCAACGAUGUUGCUUUUGGGGUCAUCCGGUCAGGCCGUAUGCUUCCUGUUGACAAUGUCGACGUCGCACUUUGUCCUACAAUCACGGUAUUGCCCAUGCGGGUCAGGCUCGGCGACGCCAAUUCGACCCUAGUCAAUAUUCAGAACGGGAUCUCAACUAUGACCGAACAUGAGCAUGUUCCUCUGGGCAAAGUGCAGAAUUGGCUCCGUCCUGGUGAACCGCUUUUCGAAGUGCUUUUCUCGGUCUCCGUCCAACAGCAGGAAGAAAGCAAAAUCUGGCGCCCGUGUGACUAUGAGCCCCCCGCAGCCGAUUACGCCCUUUCCGUAGAAGCAGUGGUCAAUGUUCAUGAUGACACUUUGAUCGUCCGUGCUGCUUGGCUGGACGGUCUGAUCACUCAAGACCAUGUCGCAGAUCUUUUGCACGGAUUUGAGAAAGUCACGCUUACAUUAGACAAGGGCGAAGAACUGCCGCUUCCCAGUCGCCGUUCACCGGAACCAGUUCGCAAGGUCAAUGACGACGAAGAUCCUUCUGCUCAAGUCCUUCUCGACCCAGUCGUCGUCGCCGACCUUCAACAAACCAUCUGCGACUUUUUGGAAAUUCCUACAGCCAUUCUAACGAACCGCGUGUCGUUCAUCUCUCUUGGCCUCGACUCGAUCAAGGCAGUCGGAUUGGCGAAGCGUAUCCGCGCAUUGGGCUACGACGUCAGUUCGACUGAAAUCCUUCGGGCGUCGACUCUGAAGCGCUUGGCUCGGGUUGUCAGCAACAACAAGCAGAAGAAGGAAGAACCAUACGAACAUUACGCUCAGCUUGUCCGACAAGUAGAAGGGUACAUCUCGAAGUCCGAGGUGCAACUCUCGCCGGAGGACGAAGUGAAAAUCAUCCCUUCCACGGCGUUACAAUCAGGAAUGCUUUCACAGACUGUCGGAUCGGAUGGUCGUCUGUAUGUCCAUGCAUUCCCCUUGACCUUAUCCCCGGGUGUCGACGUGCAACGCCUGAAGUCGGCUUGGGAAGCUGCAGCAGAGAAGAUUGACAUUCUGCGGACCUCUUUCCACUUCAUUCCAGACAACGGAACAUGGGUUCAAGUCAUUCACUCGUUCAACGAGUUGAAAUGGUCUAUCCAGAAUCUCGAGGGUUUCGUCAAUGUCACCUCCGCUGUGAAAUCAUUCGUCGAGAGCAUUGAAUGCACGGACGAAUUUGCCUUCUCCACACCACCCUUUUGGCUUCGCGUUUUCACGCCCCUUAAGGGACCCUCCGUGCUCGCAUUGGUGAUGCACCAUGCACUCUACGACGGGGGUUCCGUAAAUUCUUUGCUCGACGUCGUACAACGCAUCUAUCGCGGCGAGUCAAUCUCGUACCCCGUCCAGUUUGCCGAUCUACUUCCCGACUUCUUCCGUCAAGAGCUGCAGAACCUCGAACGCACCCUCCUUCCCCUUCACUCGCUCCCGAGCUCUGACCCCUACCACAUUUCGAUCCGACAAGUUGAAGUCAAAGAUGUCGAUCUGAAGAGGCUUCUGACAGAGACGGAGGUCACACUGCAAUGCCUUCUUCAAGGGGCAUUGGCACAAUCUCUCGCUAUACUGACUCGAUCUGCGGACGUCGUCUUCGGCAACGUUGUAUCUGGCAGAGUUGGACGUGGAACCGAAGAGGUGGUCGGACCCAUCUUGAACACUAUUCCUUGUCGGGUUCACAUCUCAGACCAUGAUUCAGUCGACGCCCUGCUUCAGUCCAUUCAUCGCUUCAAUAUGGAGGCGGCGUCAUGGCAACAAGCGUCGUUGAGGUCAAUCCAGAAGGCACUCAUGGUGGACAGAAUUUGGGACUGCUUAUUCACAUUCCAGCCUUUGGCCCCUCCUCCCCAAGCCGCCAUCUGGAGUCUCGAUAUCGAGGAACACGAAGACAUCCAUAUACAGUAUCCACUCCAUGUAGAGAUCGAGCAGAACAAAGAUGGCUUCUCGGUGCGUUGUGCCUGCCAAUCCAACGUCUUGGACAAAGCAGGUCUCUUAAAUUUCAUGGACACUCUAUCCAAUACGGUUCAGCAAUUUGUCGCCAAUCCCAAAGAACGCAUUGGUCGUACCUUCUCUGUCCCAUCACCUUCCAACACGGAUCCUACUCCCACCACCGUGGUCGCUCCAGCACCAGCGACGGUUCAAGCGGGAAUCAUUCACCCAGUUCUGUUGUCAGCGAUCCGCGACUUCGCCCCUGACGCGGAAGUAACCUUCGACACUCCUCUCCCAGCCUUGGGUAUCGAUUCCAUAACUGCCAUCCAGAUAUCUGGAAAGUGCAGGCGAUCUGGCCUUCGUCUGACUGCAACCCAGAUCUUGAACUCCAGCACUGUGAAGGAUCUGGUUUUGCAAGCCACCGAGAUCAAGGCGACCGCCAAGUCGACACAGGUCUCUGAUGGAGUCUUCAAACCCCUCUCCAGCGAGGAGAAGGACAGCAUCGCGCGCCGGUUCGCAGACGACGCCAAAUACAUCGAGAACAUCUCGGUCACCACAGCUGGCAUGAAAUGGGCCAUUGGUGGUUGGCAACGGACGAACGGAUCUCUGUUCCAGUACCUCUUUACCUUCAAGCUCCCGGACGACGUCGAUCACGCAAGGUUCAAAAACGCCUGGCAUAUGUUUAUCCGGCGCCAUGAACUAAUGCGGUCCACCUUUGCCACUGCCCCAGGUGGCACCGAACCUCGAAUCGUGACCUUCUCCAAGGACUUCAAGUUUGAUCACUGGGCUGAAAUAGUGGUCGACGACGCUGUCUUCUAUCGGCGUCUCCUCGGGAAGAUGAAGGAGAUGGUUUCUGACCCUGUCCCGAUUUCCCGCCCCCCUGUUCGAGCGGCUCUUUUCCGGUCGGACAAGCAGUCCUAUUUCAUCUUCCAUAUUCACCACUUCCAAUACGAUGCAUGGAGCAUGCAAGUCCUUCUGAACGAUCUCUCCUCUAUCUAUUACGAUCAAGAACCUUGGGCCGUUACCGAUCUCCGGGCAUUCACGUCUCUUUUCGAUCCCAACGAAGAGCGCCUUAGCGUACAACGGAGGUUCUGGGAGAAGGCACUGUCUCCAUCGUUCAAACCUUCGCUCCUCCCUUCAUUGUUGAACGAGGUACAAGGGCCUUUAGCCACCCCAACAGGACAGCCUCAGUUAAUCAUGGUUCCGGGGGCUUUGACGAAUGUCUCCCGGUACGAAGAGCAGGCGAGAAAACUGGGGGUCACUUUGCAGACGGUCUUGCUCGCCGCUUGGGCGCAGGUCCAGGCCAACCGCUCCCGCACCUCGGCCUCGACGUUCGGAGUUUGGCAAGUCAGUCGUUCCGGGCACAUCGACGGCAUCGAGCGUCUUGCGGUUCCUUGUGUCAACGUGCUCCCUAUUCAUGUGAAGGUGGGAGGGUCGCUGGUGGAGGUCACGAAGCGCAUCCAAGUUGAUCUCUCGGAGAGGCUGUCACAGCCAGUUAUCGAGCAUAGCGACCUGGUCAAUAUUUCCAAGUGGACUGGAAUGUCGGGAGAGACCCCCAUUUUCAAUGUCAAUGUCAACGUCGUCAAGCUCCCUGUUACGCUCAAGCGCGAUGGUUUGGUGGAACCUGUCAAGGCUCCGUAUUACAUUCCAAGGAUCGCGGUCCCAACAGUGACACCCACUCUGGACCGGCUGGCAGUCUCCCCUCUUUGCCAGAACGACGUGGUGGUGGACAUCAUUGUUUACGAAGAGUCGGAUUCUAUCUUGAUGUCCAUUGAAGCUGUGGAUAACAUCAUGACUGAAGGCCAGGCGAAGGACAUCAUCCAAGAAUGGGCUUCCGUUGUUUCGACCACCCUUUCGUACAAGGAUUAG
Molecule: messenger RNA, 7233 nt
Organism: Coprinopsis cinerea okayama7#130
Lineage: Eukaryota; Fungi; Basidiomycota; Agaricomycetes; Agaricales; Psathyrellaceae
Product: peptide synthetase
Exons: 15
Coding region: 1-7233 (2410 amino acids)
Biological process (GO): amino acid activation for nonribosomal peptide biosynthetic process; secondary metabolite biosynthetic process
Cellular component (GO): cytoplasm
Molecular function (GO): phosphopantetheine binding; catalytic activity
Source: RefSeq, a predicted model, not a curated record